This is a messenger RNA of Podarcis raffonei (Aeolian wall lizard), 10482 nucleotides long. RefSeq names its product CDC42 binding protein kinase alpha (gene CDC42BPA). NCBI's taxonomy places the organism in Eukaryota, Metazoa, Chordata, Lepidosauria, Squamata, Lacertidae. The record is from RefSeq and is a predicted model, not a curated record. The transcript is spliced from 39 exons. Gene Ontology annotation, molecular function: protein serine/threonine kinase activity; ATP binding. Bases 662 to 6163 code for a protein of 1833 amino acids. Gene Ontology annotation, cellular component: cytoskeleton; cytoplasm; actomyosin. Gene Ontology annotation, biological process: actomyosin structure organization; peptidyl-threonine phosphorylation.
AAGGAGGUGGUGGUGGUGGCGGCGGAGGCGGCAGCAGCAGCAGCAGCGGAUAUUCUCCAGCGCUAGACCUUCCCAAGCCUGUGCAUUUUGUUUUUCGCCGGGGGCCUCCCCUCUCCCCAUCUCCAGCGAUCUUUCCCUCUGCUGCUUUUUCCUCGAAAAGUGAAUCGCCGGUGCAAAUUGGAUGGGGGUUUUACACUUUAAUGAUGCAGUAAGGAUUCGUUUCGGGAUUACGUUGCAUGAUCUGAAUUUUGAAUGAAGGAGGAGACCUUUAAAAAAAAAGAAAGAAAGAAUAAAAUCGCAUCUAUAUGAGGGAAGAGUGGAUUCAGUCUUGGGUUGGGUUUCUUUUUAAUAUUAUUAUUUAAAUGUAUAAAAUAUAUAUUUUCUCUUUUUAAAUGUAUUAAAAGAGAUUUUAGGGUAAUUAUUUUUCUCCAAUAUCCUGUAUAUAUUGUGUGUGUGUGUAUGUGUGUGUGGAAACAGCUGACCAAGACAGAGUACUCAGAGUGGGAAUUCUUGAGAUGCAUUGUACCUUCAGCACCAUCCCUGAAGAAGCACUGACUUUUCAAAACACUUUUUAGAAACUAAAACAUUCUGAUGUGUUAGAGUUUUCGAAAAUAACCAGUAAUAAUAAUCGAGGAGAGGCCCAUUAAGAACUGAAGCAAUCAUGUCUGGAGAGGUACGCUUGAGACAGUUGGAACAGUUUAUUUUGGAUGGACCAACUCAGACAAAUGGGCAGUGCUUUAGUGUGGAAACGCUGCUGGAUAUACUCAUCUGCCUUUAUGAUGAAUGUAAUAAUUCACCCCUGAGGAGAGAGAAGAAUAUUCUGGAGUAUCUAGAAUGGGCUAAGCCUUUCACGUCUAAAGUGAAACAGAUGCGACUACAUAAAGAAGACUUUGAAAUCUUGAAGGUGAUUGGCCGAGGAGCCUUUGGGGAGGUUGCAGUAGUAAAAUUGAAAAAUGCAGAUAAGGUAUUUGCCAUGAAAAUAUUAAAUAAAUGGGAGAUGCUGAAAAGAGCUGAGACAGCUUGUUUUCGAGAAGAGAGGGAUGUGUUAGUGAACGGAGAUAACCAGUGGAUUACAACAUUGCACUAUGCCUUUCAGGACGAAAACUAUUUAUACCUGGUAAUGGAUUAUUAUGUGGGUGGUGAUCUGCUUACCUUGCUUAGUAAGUUUGAGGACCGGUUACCUGAAGAAAUGGCUCGCUUUUAUUUGGCUGAAAUGGUAGUAGCAAUUGAUUCUGUACAUCAGCUGCAUUAUGUCCACCGGGACAUCAAACCAGACAACAUCCUGAUGGAUAUGAAUGGACAUAUUCGGUUAGCAGAUUUUGGUUCUUGUCUGAAACUGAUGGAAGAUGGAACGGUUCAGUCUUCAGUGGCAGUUGGAACACCAGAUUAUAUCUCUCCAGAAAUCCUGCAAGCCAUGGAAGAUGGGAAAGGAAAGUACGGUCCUGAAUGUGACUGGUGGUCCCUUGGUGUUUGCAUGUAUGAAAUGCUUUAUGGUGAAACACCCUUUUAUGCAGAAUCCCUGGUGGAGACAUAUGGAAAGAUAAUGAACCACAAAGAGAGGUUUCAGUUUCCUGUCCAAAUGACGGAUGUGUCUGAAAACGCCAAGGACCUAAUUCGAAGACUCAUUUGUAGCAGAGAGCAUAGACUUGGGCAGAAUGGAAUAGAAGACUUUAAAGGCCACCCAUUUUUUUCCGGGAUUGACUGGGAUAACAUUCGAAACUGCGAAGCACCUUACAUCCCUGAAGUUAGCAGUCCAACAGAUACAUCAAAUUUUGAUGUAGAUGAUGAUUGUUUAAAGAAUUCUGAGACAAUGCCCCCACCAACACAUACUGCAUUUUCUGGCCAUCAUCUGCCCUUUGUAGGAUUCACAUAUACAAGUAGCUGUGUCCUUUCAGACCGCAGUAGUCUAAGAUAUGCAGCUGGGCAACGGGCUAUGGAUCUUGAUGCCAACGUUCAAAGGACACUUGAGGAUACCUUAGCAACAGAAGCAUAUGAGAGGCGAAUAAAGCGCCUGGAGCAGGAAAAACUUGAACUUAGCAGAAAACUACAAGAGUCCACGCAAACAAUCCAGGCCCUGCAUUAUUCAACUGUAGAUGGUCCAUUAACAGCAAGCAAAGAUUUAGAAAUUAAAAGCCUAAAAGAAGAAAUCGAAAAACUAAGAAAACAGGUGACUGAUUCUGGACGACUGGAGCAGCAGCUUGAAGAGGCCAGUUCUGCAAGGCGAGAAUUAGAAGAUGCUUCCAGACACAUCAAAACAUUUGAGAAGCAAAUCAAAGCACUAAAGCAAGAAAGGGAUGAUCUUAAUAAGGAACUAAUUGAGUCUAGUGAAAGAUUAAAGGCCCAAACCAAAGAGCUGAAAGAUGCACACAGCCAACGGAAACUGGCUAUGCAGGAAUUCUCUGAGAUGAAUGAGCGUCUUACUGACUUGCAUUCACAAAAACAGAAACUUACUCGUCAAGUCAGAGAUAAGGAAGAAGAGAUGGAAGUGGUGAUGCAAAAAGUAGAAAGCUUGAGGCAAGACCUACGCAGAACAGACAGAAUGAAAAAGGAACUGGAAGUUCAUGCUGAAGCUGCAGCUGCUGAGGCAUCCAAGGACAGGAAAUUGCGUGAGCGAAGUGAGCAGUACUCUAAGCAGCUGGAAAAUGAGUUAGAAGGACUAAAGCAAAAACAAAUUGGUCGCUCCCCAGGGGUGAGCAGCACAGAGCAUCAACAAGAGAUCACGAAAUUAAAAUCUGACUUGGAGAAGAAAAGCGUUUUUUAUGAAGAAGAGAUAUCUAAACGAGAACUAAUACAUUGUAAUGAAAUAAAAAAUUUGAAGAAGGAACUGCGUGAUGCAGAAAGCCAACAACUUGCUCUCAAAAAAGAGAUCCUAAUCUUGAAAGACAAGUUAGAAAAGACAAGGAGAGAAAGCCAAAGUGAAAGAGAAGAAUUUGAAACAGAGUUCAAACAGAAAUAUGAACGGGAGAAGAUUCUCUUGACAGAGGAGAACAAAAAGCUUUCUGCUGAGCUUGAUAAGCUUACAGCCAUGUAUGAGAGACUAAGUAUGAGCAACCGGCAACUGGAAGAAGAGAUGAGAGAUCUUGCUGACAAAAAAGAAUCUGUAGCGCACUGGGAAGCCCAGAUCACGGAGAUCAUCCAGUGGGUAAGUGAUGAAAAGGAUGCCCGAGGCUAUCUCCAGGCCUUAGCCUCCAAAAUGACUGAAGAACUAGAGGCCCUGAGGAACUCCAGUUUGGGGGCAAGAGCAACAGACAUGCCCUGGAAGAUGCGGCGUUUUGCAAAACUGGAUAUGUCUGCAAGGUUAGAGCUACAGUCAGCCCUUGAUGCAGAAAUACGAGCCAAACAAGCCAUUCAAGAGGAGUUAAAUAAAGUUAAAGCUUGCAAUAUUGCAACAGAAUGCAAACUACAGGAAUCUGACAAGAAGAACUCUGACCUAUUGUCAGAAAUAGAGAGACUGAAAAAAGAGACAGAAGAACUCCGAUCAGAAAAGGGUGUAAAGCACCAAGACUCACAGAAUUCUUUCUUGGCAUUUUUGAAUGCGCCUACCUCUGCUCUGGAUCAAUUUGAACGCUCUCCUUCCUGUAUUCCAGCUCACAAAGGCAGACGUAUUGAUUCUGUUGAAAAUUUUACCUUAUCUAAUACGCCUUCGCGGGAUGAAGAUAUCAAGUGUCACCUUCAUUCAAGAUCUAGGUCCCCUUCCACAGCUAGUGACAUUGAACCAAUUGAGGUUUCAGAUCAUCCUCUGCGUCCGGUUCACACACCAACCAUGAGGUCACCAUAUAUUGGUUCAGGACUCUCUGUGCCAAAGCCAAAGGCCCAUCAGUUUGUAGUGAAAUCCUUUAAUACCCCUACCAAAUGCAACCAGUGCACAUCUUUGAUGGUUGGCUUAAUAAGACAGGGCUGUACCUGUGAAGUGUGUGGAUUUUCAUGCCAUGUGACCUGUGCAGACAAGGCACCAGCGGUGUGUCCAAUUCCACCUGAACAGACAAAGGGCCCUUUGGGUAUUGACCCACAGAAAGGCAUAGGAACGGCUUAUGAAGGCCAUGUCCGAGUCCCAAAACCAGCUGGAGUGAAGAAAGGCUGGCAAAGAGCACUGUCUGUUGUCUGUGACUUCAAGCUCUUCCUUUAUGAUAUUGCAGAAGGAAAAGCAUCCCAGCCCAGUGUGGUAGUGAGUCAGGUUCUUGAUAUGAGGGAUGAAGAAUUCUCAGUGAGUUCUGUCUUGGCUUCUGAUGUCAUCCAUGCAAAUAGAAAAGAUAUUCCUUGUAUCUUUAGAGUUACAGCUUCCCAGCUAUCAGCAUGCAGUAACAAGUGUUCAAUCCUGAUCCUAGCUGACAGCGAGAAUGAAAAGAGCAAGUGGGUAGGAGUCCUAAAUGAACUGCACAGGAUUUUAAAGAAGAACAAGCUCAAAGAUCGUUCAGUCUAUGUUCCCAAAGAGGCCUAUGACAGCACCUUGCCCCUCAUUAAAACCACCCAGGCGGCAGCAAUCAUAGAUCACGAAAGAAUAGCUCUGGGCAAUGAAGAAGGGUUAUUUGUGGUUCAUGUCACCAAGGAUGAGAUCAUUCGUGUCGGUGACAAUAAGAAAGUGCAUCAGAUUGAGCUCAUCCCAAAUGAGCAGCUAAUUGCAGUGAUCUCAGGACGAAACCGUCAUGUACGGCUAUUCCCUAUGACAGCCCUGGACGGACGAGAGACUGAUUUUUAUAAACUGGCAGAGACUAAAGGUUGCCAGACGAUAGUUUCUGGGCAAGUGCGCCAUGGAGCCCUUACCUGCCUGUGUGUGGCAAUGAAAAGACAGGUCCUCUGCUAUGAACUAAAUCACAGCAAGACACGUCACAAAAAGAUUAAAGAGAUCCAAGUGGCUGGGAAUGUCCAGUGGAUGGCAAUCUUUAGUGAGCGGCUCUGUGUGGGCUACCAGUCAGGAUUCUUAAAAUACCCUUUGCAUGGAGAAGGAAACCCACAUAGUUUGCUUCACCCAGAUGAUCACACACUGUCGUUCAUUGCACAGCAACCAACUGAUGCCAUCUGUGCAGUUGAGAUCUCGAAUAAGGAAUACCUGCUGUGUUUUAGCAGCGUGGGGGUUUAUGUGGACUGCCAAGGUCGAAGAUCAAGGCAACAGGAACUGAUGUGGCCUGCAACUCCUUCCUCUUCCUGUUACAAUGCCCCAUACCUCUCAGUAUACAGUGAAAAUGCCGUUGAUAUAUUUGAUGUGAACUCCAUGGAGUGGAUUCAGACUAUCCCCCUCAAGAAGGUACGUCCUUUGAACACAGAAGGAUCGCUGAACGUUCUUGGACUAGAAACAGUGAGGUUAAUAUAUUUCAAAAACAAGAUGGCAGAGGGUGAUGAGCUGGUGGUUCCCGAGACAUCCGAUAACAGCCGGAAGCAAAUGGUCCGAAAUAUCAACAAUAAACGCCGUUACUCAUUCAGAGUGCCUGAGGAGGAGAGGAUGCAACAGAGGAGGGAGAUGCUACGAGAUCCAGAAAUGAGAAAUAAAUUAAUUUCUAAUCCAACUAACUUUAACCACAUAGCACACAUGGGCCCAGGAGAUGGUAUACAAAUCCUCAAAGAUCUACCUAUGCCAAGCUCCCCUUAUCCACCCUCUCAUCAUCACUCCCAUCUCAUCUCUUCUCCAAGCAACUUCGAGCACAUCUAUCACAUGACUGUUAACUCAGCUGAAAAUUUCCUCUCCCGUGAUUCCAUAAACCGUGCAUAUUCCCCACCUCUACGCUCUGUCCCUCGUACACCAGCCUUUAUGAAUAUAAGGAACCUUCGACCUCAGGAAAGUCGGACCAUGUUUAGCGGUUCUGUCAGUAUUCCAUCAAUCACAAAAUCCCGCACUGAACCCGGACGCUCCAUGAGUGCUAGCAGUGGUUUGGCGGCAAGAUCAUCUGCACAAAAUGGCAGUGCUUUGCGGAGGGAAUUCUCUGGAGGUAGCUAUGGAGCAAAGCGUCAGCCAAUGGCAUCCCCUUCGGAUGGCUCCUUGUCCUCUGGCGGUUUGGACCAAGGCAGUGAUGCACCAGCGAGGGACUAUGAGCGAGAGGACUCUGACUCUCCAAGGCAUUCGACAGCUUCUAACAGCUCCAACCUGAGCAGUCCUCCCAGCCCCAUCUCUCCUCACAAGACCAAGAGCCUCUCCCUGGAGAGCUCUGACCACGCAAGCUGGGACACAUGAACUGCUUCAGCACUCAGAUUUUACAUCUCAGCAGCUUACUGUCCCCAUGACUCUCUGUUUGCUCUCACUGUCAUCGCCCCCCAGCUUCCCUCCAAAAGCAGACUAGGGGAGGGAGGGGAGGAAGAGAGCAUAUCUUGUCUUCUCUGACACAAGCAGCGUAAGCUCCCCCCGAUUCAAAAGUAGCAGCAAGCAAGAGAAAACCUUGAGGAGGGCAGAGUGGGGGAGGGGUUGGUAUACAAGAGAUAUUGGUAUAUUUGUAUUAGUAUCUAUUUUAUUUCAUAGGGUUACAGCUGUUUCCAUUUUUAUGGGUAUAUUCCACACCAUGCCACUGUUCCAAACAAAACAUAGUAGUGUUAGACUGACCAAAACAGAAUCUGAAAGAGAGAACCAGAUUUUGCUUUGAGGCACACAGUAUCUCAUUGUAUUUUUUCAAGAGUUAGCACAGCAACACCCACCCAUCUCUGGGAUGGGGCAAAAUUUGCCCUGCAGGGGCAGAUAACGCACGCUUUCAGCAACCACUCUAUUUGAAUGUCAAUCUGAUUGUUGCCAGCAAAUCCUUAUUGAUUUAAAAAGAAAUGAUGCAUAUUUUACUACAGUAGAGUUUAAGUAAAUACGCAAAAUUAAGAGUUAGUACAUAUGUAUAUAAUAAAAGAAGAAGCAUUGUGAUGCAGCGAAAGAUGGAUUCCUAUUUAAGAGAUCCUUUAAUUUAAGAAGACUUGUGUUGUUCCCUUUUUCAUACUAAAUAAUCUAUGGAUUGAGGAUGUGAUCUGGAUAUAGAACAUGGCACUGGAUAAAAACAGCCUGGAGGGAGAUUCCAUCCUCACAAUGUUCUCUGUAACAUUACCUUCUUGUCAGUAGAUGAACUAAAGCCAUAAUUCUCACUUUUUAACUAUAUCUCCCUCUUCUACUGUCUGCUUCACUGUACAAGCAAAACUCAUGAUCUGCUGGUCGACAAGCCUGAAGUGAGGUCAAGGGCAGUUUUGCAGAGAAUCAGUAUUCAGCCCCAAGCAAAACUGAAGUAAAUGCAGCCAAAGCCAGCGCAAAGAGAUAACUAGUUUUGGGACGGUUGGAGCUGGGUUUCCAAACCCAUCUGGCCAAUUAAUACUAGCAACCACUAGCUUGUAAGUUGACUUUCCAAAUUUUAGUGAUCAGCCUACAUCAGGCAAAUUCAAACAGCGCUGGUCUUGAAAUAGAAUCUUUUAAAUAUAUAACUUGCUGCUCUAACUCACGGAAGGCCAUAACGUGCUGUUGGUCUUCAGAAUUUGCUAGAACGCCGGGUGGUUCAGGACGCCUAUUCCGAAGAUGUUUAUUAUGUCAUCCCUGCUCUCCCACCGGGCCUGACCUAGUGUGUUUAGUGCUAUUAUUGCCGUGAAAUACUGUGACGGUUGGAUCCCACAGAGAAGCACUUGGCAGGGCAAAGCAUUCCUCUCUGGAGAGAGCAGACAGUGGAGGUCCAUCACCACCUAAAUAAACAGCAGCAAGCAGUGCAACCUGCAAAUGGAGGGCAAGAACAAAACAAUAGAAAAAGCCCACUUGCCUCCUCCUUUUCCUUCUUGAACAAGUUGAGUGCGGUUUGCGAUUUGAGACUAGAUGAAUGUGAUUUUUCUAAUCCUUGGGAUCAUUACUACCUUUAUGACGUGACCAAGCUCAAGCGGAUAAGAGUUUGGAUGGUGGUGUGUGUUGAAUUUAGAAUUCUAGUCUUCUGGGUUUUGGUAACACUUCAUGGCUAUCAUCAAAUCAUUCCAACCAAACAACAAAAGUGCAACUAAUGGUGUUUCCCAGGUUCCCUCUGAAAAAUGUCAGCUACCACCAUACAAGGUACUGAUUUAGAAGUACUCUGAGAUACAGAGCGUUGUCUUUCAUGAUCUAGCUGUAUUGAGUCUGCUGGUUGUUGGUUCUGUGUCUUCUUCUGCAUUAAGUGGACUGCCACACCCCAAGCUACCAUUUAGCUAUUUUAUACUGGGGGGAACAGUUGUGGGUGGGUGGGGGGACACACAGCUUUUUUCUACUGCGUAUGGUGUCCUAAUCCUGUCUGUGGAAUUUGGCUUGUCAAGAAUCUCCAUUUGACGAUGUGUGUUUUGUUGUCACAGGUAUAAACAAGAGAUUUGCAAAUUGCAUUUCAUAGCGGCCAGUUUUGACAGUUUUGCUGAGCAGGAAAUUAGCAUGUCUAAGAGCACAAGGACAGGCAUAGUUUGAAAUCCAUUGACUACUUCUUCAGCAUUGGCUACUAAAAGGUUCUACUUCUCUUCCACCCUGUGAUAUUAUCACUCAUGCCCACCCACCGUUCUAUACACUUGUGAAGAGAUUGGACUUAGUUAUUUCUGAAAUACAACUAGUGGGAAAUAGGUUAUCUGAUUAAGGCUGCCAGGGCUUGAAAUCCACAGUAGGCCGAAGCGAUUAUCCACUUCAGGAGUUACCUUAGACGUCCUUGCAAGGUCCUGUGGCAAUUGAUCUGUGCUCCAUCUGAGAAAGAAAAUUAGACAAGGCGGCACCUGUCUAGAAUGAGAAGAAAUUAGCAUCCCAAGAGUUACAUUUUAUAUGUUGGCCCAUUUCACAAAUUAAAAGUAUUCUUCUUUUCAUGCUGACCUAGGAUGCAUUCCUAGUACAUUAUGGACACAUUUGAGCAUUGGCAGAAUUGAAAACAUAUCUCUGAAAUGGUUGGCUGGUGAAGUUAAGCUUUGCUGAUAGGCAUUGCUCAGUUUCCAGGCACACCUGAUUACAUUUCUCCAAGCACUUUCAUAGUCUCUAGUUGAAUCCUGACCCAUCUGAUGACACCUUUGUGUACAUAGUUUGAGGCUAUUAUUUCCCUAACUGGGCUAAUUCAGACACCUCAGUCAUUGCCUCUUUACGCUUUUAGCCCAUUUCUUGAGGCUCAAUAAAUCAGGUGUUGAUUGUAAACGAACCUCAGAUUGUACAGCUCCGUUAUUUUUUCUAUAUUAAACACACACAGCCUAUACAUAUCAUUACUUUUUUCUUUUCAAAACACAUUCCUGUCAUAAUAUCCAUUUUUAUACUGCUGAAGCAGUCUCAUUCGCUGGCUUCUUAAAAGUUGAUUUGUGUGUUGUUUCGUGUUCCUAACCUGAAUUUAUUUUUUUUUAGAACAGUUUUGGUUUUGCGCGGGGAGGGGGGGAAAUACAGUUGAUAUUUGUGUUACUCUCUCAGGUAUUUGAACGCAGCAGGAUGUCUUCACACGAUAAGCAUGGAAUGCAAUAAUGUAUUUUGGGCAUGAGGUUCACCAGAGGAUGUACCCUGAGCACAACUAAGUUUUUGUACUGAAAUGAUGCAAACCUGGGUAGGUGAUUGGAUUCAGGGUGGCAGUUUUAAGGUCUCGACUGUGAGAAAAUUAUCUGUGUCUUUUUUUAGCCAGUGCGCAGUAAGCAGGGCCUCAAAUUCUUUUUCCCACCUGCAGAGUCAUAAAGAAAUUGGGAAUCUGAAAUCAGGCUUGUUGAGAUUUUCUUAGCCUUACACCGUUUCACCACAGGUGUGAAAGUUACCUCUCUCCAACCUACGUUCCAUAUACAGGUACCCUGUUUGGAGACCAUAGGAAGUGCAUAUGCCUCGGGGUGAAUGUCACUGAGAGGCUCAUGACAAAAGUUUAGCCCCGUGCAAUAAGGCUUUGUGCCUAGAGGCUAAUAAGGGCACAAGCCUGUUUCAUUCCAAAAUCACAGUCAUCAGGCUUUUCCUGGAAUAGGGUUCUGAGCUUCUAACUAGUCUACAAGGGGCCUUCAGAGAUCAAAUAUGCUGUAGAUUUUCAACUUCUAUGACCAUGUUGUGCAUUAAGGCAAUUCCACAUGACUUGUCACCUUGUCUUCUUCAUUCUAUAAAUGCUCCCAUCCUACAUAAGAAUUUUUUUCACUCAUGAGGAAGCAAUCCACAACCAAAAACAGUGUUGGUAUUUCACAGUAAUUAUACCUGCCUUUUUAUGUAUGAUGGUUUCAUAUCAUUUAUUUUUAAAAAAUAUAUUUUUAGGGUUUUUUUUCAUUGUAAUAUUAUUGUACAGUUUUGCAUGGCCUAGAUGUAAUCACUUUUUUGUUUUGUUUUAGAGUAUAAAAGCUGACAAGUGUGCGUGUGGGGGAAAGAUUUCUGCUUUUUGCCUCUUCUCACUCUUCUCUUAUUUUUGAUUUAUGCCCUCAAUGUUGUAGAGGACAUUGUAAGAGAUUCUCUGCUCCAGAACAAUGAUGUAGAGUCUAUUGCACAGAAAUAUUUAAGGUGGAUCAGUCAAUGAUGUAAUAAAUGACAGGUCACCAAUAUUUUAUGUUGGUAACACUUAAUAUUAACCUACUUUGAUGUAUUGCAAUAAAACAGGGAACUAUUAGAAA